Messenger RNA from Notechis scutatus (mainland tiger snake), 2899 nucleotides. It is a transcript of the gene RAP2C, whose product is annotated as RAP2C, member of RAS oncogene family. Gene Ontology annotation, cellular component: membrane. Lineage: Eukaryota; Metazoa; Chordata; Lepidosauria; Squamata; Elapidae. Gene Ontology annotation, biological process: Rap protein signal transduction. The record is from RefSeq and is a predicted model, not a curated record. Gene Ontology annotation, molecular function: GTP binding; GTPase activity.
GCGGGCGGGCGGGCGAGCCAGGGGCGCGGGUGGUAGGUCCGUGGAGCCCGCCGCCGUGGCCGUGGCCGCCGGGGGGCCAUGAGGGAGUACAAGGUGGUGGUGCUGGGCAGCGGCGGGGUGGGCAAGUCGGCGCUGACGGUGCAGUUCGUGACGGGCACCUUCAUCGAGAAGUACGACCCCACCAUCGAGGACUUCUACCGCAAGGAGAUCGAGGUGGACUGCUCGCCCUCCGUGCUGGAGAUCCUGGACACGGCCGGCACCGAGCAGUUCGCCUCCAUGCGGGACCUCUACAUCAAGAACGGCCAGGGCUUCAUCCUGGUCUACAGCCUGGUCAACCAGCAGUCCUUCCAGGACAUCAAGCCGAUGAGGGACCAAAUAGUCCGUGUGAAGCGCUACGAGAAGGUUCCUCUCAUCCUGGUGGGGAAUAAAGUUGACCUGGAGUCGGAGAGGGAGGUUUUGUCCGCGGAAGGCCGAGCCCUGGCCCAGGAGUGGGGCUGCCCCUUCAUGGAGACCUCUGCCAAGAGCAAGACCAUGGUGGAUGAACUCUUUGCCGAGAUUGUGCGACAAAUGAACUAUGCGUCCCUGCCUGAAAAGCAAGAGCAGUGUUGUACAACUUGUGUUGUCCAGUGAGGGAGAAAGCAAAGUCUCCAUCAUGGCCAUGCAGAGCAGAUAAAACUCAGAGGAAAUUUGCACAGAUGCUGCAUUGGAGAACUCUUUUUAAGCCCAGGUUGCCGAACUGAGCCUUGCUUAACCUGGUCUCGGUCUUCAGCACACGUUUUCCAGGCAUCCGGUGUGAAACAGGCAAAGGAGCAGCCAGGGAGCGGCACGGGCCUGCUACAAACACUUAGCAUGUUUACCAUUUGAUUUGGGAAUCUGUUCUUGAUCUCUUGGGGUGUUCUUUUUUUUAAUAGCUUUCUAAGUUCCUAUUAAUGGCUAAUAUGCAAAAAAGUUCAUUUUAAACUAUUUUAUUUCUUUAAUUGAUUUCUAAAUCUUGUAUUUAUUAAACUUUAAACUCAGUAUUACCUACUCAAUGCCUUUUUAAGAGAAAAAAAAAUUAAUGGAGAAUAAAAGUGAGCCUUAAACACAAAUGGUUACUUCUGUAUAUUACCUCACAUCCGUGCUUGAUUUGCAAAAGAGAGGAAGAGAGAGAGAGAGAGAGAAAGAAAGAGUGAAAACAAGAUUUCUUCUCCUCUAAAAUGUCAUUGAUUGGAACUUGGAAACAUUCUGUCUGUUUACAUGUGAUGGUGUCCUAGAAGGAUGUUUAAGAAUGGCCUGGCGGGAGGAUGCGACAUCCCUUUUCUCAGCAGCUGUGGUGGCCUGAUGUGAUUGGCCUGGUGGGGACUGGAGACAUCCAGGAAUUUGUAUGUGUGUUCUCUGUUGUUAUAUGGUUAUUUGGGUUUGGGGUUUGUUUUGUUCUUCUUUUGAAAGAAAAGGCUGUGUUGAAAAAUCACUCGUUCAUCUGCUUUAUUACAUUCAUCUUCCAAAGGCUGGAAAACCUUUUUCCUUGGAAAAUGGACAGUGUGUCUUAGGUUGUGUUCCAAAGCAAACCUCAACUUGAGAUUUCUCCCAUAGGAUUUAAGGCGACACUUUGGCAAAGGAACAAAAAAAAAAAAGGACUUUAGGCUUUUUUUUUUAAUUGUUUCUGUCCAAAACCAUUGAAGCAAUGCACGAGUUGGCCUGGCUCAGAGCUCCCUCGCUUGCUUUGUUGGUUUCUGUUGGAGGCAGCCUUGGUUGGUUGCUGAGGCCAGGAAGCAAAGCAACAGGAGCCUUGGCCUUCCACGGCCCCCAUUUUCCCCGAAAAACUGCAGUGUGUAACUCGUUGCGGUCUUCGAAGAAGAACCCGGGUUUUGAGCAGACGGAAGAGAGAGCGUUGGUGGAAGUGUUAGCAGCACCACAACUGUGAGAGACCUUUUCCUUGGCACUGAUGUAAGUUGGGGUGUCUUCUCUCCCCUCCAGGCAGGGAAUAAAUGUGCACCUGAAGUCCUUUGACCGUGUAUCUUGACUUCGACCAAAUUUCAUCCUUAAAUCUAUCUGGCCGUCGGCGGUUAGCAUGCUGGGCCUUUUAACCCCCCGAGCCUUCCCGGGGUUUUCAUCUCUCCGUUCAAAAUUUUGCAGUGAAGUCAAAAGUUAGGCUCGCACUUUAACGGAAGUCUCCAGGCGUGAAGAAGCCCUGUUUUUGCAGUGCUCUUUAACGUUGGCCAAGUAUCAGGCGUGCCAAGGGAAUUGACAGAAUUCACACAGUGACUGUACCUUAGUUCUUCAGUGGUGGACACAUUGCUUAAACUUCUCUGUUGGUUGACCUUUUGAUAUAUAUAUAUAUAUAUAUAAAAAAGAAAAUUCCAAUUUCUUUCUCAAUUGGAGUUGGGGACGGCAAAGAGCUUGGCAUCUGACUUGGGCAGCUGCUGCAGUUUGGAAUGGAGGGGGGGCCCUGCCCAUUUAAGAACGGCAGCCUUCCCGGUCGUUAAGUUUAUUGCAAGGUUCAAAUUCAGGCCUCCCCCCCCCCCCCCCCCCCCCCCGGCCCUGGAUUCCAGGAAGACUCUGGAGCUGCACAAGGGCCACUUCUGGUCCAACUGAGAAGGCGCUGGGACAUUUGUCCCACUUGCCCUGGUUGAAUCAUGAAGUCUUUGGGCCAAGAUCCCAGGUGAUGAAUCUGAGGAAGGGGGAGGACUCGCCUCUUUCUCCACAUUGCACAGCGGGAAGCCACAUGGUGCUCUGGUGGGUGUGGCGGGGUGGCCAGCCAGGUGCCCGAACCCAGCCCUUGUUGGGAGCGAUUCCUUCCCGGGGCUGCGUGUGGCAUCCCCUUCCUGGAUGUGGCACCCCAGCCCUCUUCUGCCUGAAUGUUCUCACGGUUUAAUUCAGUUAAUCAAAUGUACUGUACCUCUUUUCUUGGGGAAAAGUA